CUCCCCCUCGGCCUCCUCACCGCCGCCGUCGGCCACCCCAUGCUCGUCGAGCUCAAGAGCGGCGAAACCCUCAACGGCCUGCUGGUCAACUGCGACACGUGGAUGAAUCUCACACUCAAGGAAGUUGUGCAGACGAGUGCAGACGGCGACAAGUUCUGGCGGUUGGCGGAGAUAUACGUCCGCGGUAGCACGAUAAAAUACCUGCGGGUGCCGGACGAGAUUGUUGAUGUGGUCAAGGAGCAGCAGGCGAAGGAGCAGGCGUCGAGGGGCGGACGGGGUGGUAUGCACUCGAGGGGAGAUGGGCAUCGUGGAGACCGGGGAGGAAGGGGCAUGCGUGGGCGUGGACGGGGUCGUGGGAGGGGUGGAGGUGGAGGUGGUGGCAACAAUGCUUGA
Molecule: messenger RNA, 393 nt
Organism: Paraphaeosphaeria sporulosa
Lineage: Eukaryota; Fungi; Ascomycota; Dothideomycetes; Pleosporales; Didymosphaeriaceae
Product: Sm-like ribonucleoprotein
Exons: 2
Biological process (GO): spliceosomal snRNP assembly; mRNA splicing, via spliceosome; P-body assembly
Cellular component (GO): U6 snRNP; spliceosomal tri-snRNP complex; P-body
Molecular function (GO): U6 snRNA binding
Source: RefSeq, a predicted model, not a curated record